Messenger RNA from Diachasmimorpha longicaudata, 4295 nucleotides. It is a transcript of the gene kz, whose product is annotated as probable ATP-dependent RNA helicase kurz. Gene Ontology annotation, biological process: maturation of SSU-rRNA from tricistronic rRNA transcript (SSU-rRNA, 5.8S rRNA, LSU-rRNA). The transcript has 2 exons. Gene Ontology annotation, molecular function: helicase activity; RNA binding; ATP binding. NCBI's taxonomy places the organism in Eukaryota, Metazoa, Arthropoda, Insecta, Hymenoptera, Braconidae. Gene Ontology annotation, cellular component: intracellular anatomical structure; nucleolus. The record is from RefSeq and is a predicted model, not a curated record. Bases 329 to 3916 code for a protein of 1195 amino acids.
AUGAAAGAAAUUAUUGGAGACUCGUGGAGAAAGUACUUGACCCUUGUAAUCAUAUCACUUCCCUUCGGCUGCUGAGAUACAUCAACCGAGACUCCCAACAAACUUUUUUCGUACUCGUAAAAAAAUGUGCCACUAUCUCCAGUGAACUUGAUAGUAAUUUUUUUAAACUUUCUCUUACCGGUUAUGUCUAAAGCCCGAUCCACGUGUUGUUCAGUCCAGUGAAGGUGUGAUACAAAGUGACAACACGUUGAUGCCUCCAAACAAAUCCCGAAAAACUGUUCGUUUAUCAAUAACUCUCAUCUCCUCAAGAUAAUGUAAACCCCCAAAAAUGGGUAAAAAAGGCUACAAUUGGCGGGCGCGAAGUGCUCCAGAAGUCGACAUCGAGACAAAAACUACGAAGCAAAUUCCCAUCGACAUCGACCACGGGAAGGAAACCUACGAUGAGUGCAAUACUCUAGUGCUCCCCAGCCAAAAACGUAAGACUGUAAAAAAACGAGAUAAAAAAUCCCAGUCGGUGAAGCUCCUCUCGAAGAAGCAUCGCAAGCACCUGGAGAAGAUCGUAGAGCGAAAGGAGAAGAAAAUUCAUAGAGCAUCUCUGCUGGAAGAUCUAGCCAAGGUACAGGCGACCCCGGAGGAGCUGAAACAAUACGUCUCCAUCACAUCUGUCCAGACAAAGGGGUUGAAGCGUCAACGAGAGGAGGACGAAUCUUCCCAGAAGCCGAGGCAUCAGGAGCCCACCACCAACGAUGAAGAAGCAGAGGAGACGAUCAAUGCAAUCAGAGGGAGCAAGAAGCAGAGGUUAGCAGCUCUGAGUGAAAAAUCAUCGUCAGUGAGUGCUUCAGACCCUAAUGUGAUAGGUUAUGACGAAUCAUCGAGUGAAGAUGAACUGUCAAGUGAGGAAAAUGGUGAAGAGGACCAUAAAGAGACGUCUCCAGUACCUGAGAUUGUGGAAACCCCCAGGGAAUCGUCUUCAAGGGGUUCAAAAGACACUCCACCAAAGAAACCCCAGCCAAAGCCCCUGGAAAAGUCAGUGAAACUUGCUGAGAAAGAUCGUAAGCCAGCAGUGUUCGUCAGUCUGAACCGAACCCCCGAGAUCCAGAAAUCCAGAUUGAAGCUGCCAGUUCUAGCUGAAGAGCAGAUGAUAGUCGAGGCUAUAAACGACAAUCCAGUGGUGAUAAUCACAGGUGAGACUGGCAGUGGGAAGACAACCCAAGUGCCCCAGUUUCUGUACGAGGCUGGCUACGCCAGAAACAAAAUUAUUGGUGUCACUGAGCCCAGAAGGGUUGCUGCCAUCUCCAUGUCCAAGCGAGUUGCUGAGGAGAUGAAUCUGCCGAGCUCGGAGGUUUCGUACCUCAUUCGUUUCGAGGGAAAUACCACUGAUGCUACGAAGAUCAAGUUCAUGACUGAUGGAGUACUCCUGAAGGAAGUGCAGUCAGACUUCUUGUUGAGUAAGUACUCAGUGAUUAUUCUUGAUGAGGCUCACGAGAGGAGUGUCUACACGGACAUCCUGAUAGGUUUGCUCUCAAGGAUUGUCCCCAUGAGGGCCAAGCGAAAUGAUCCACUUAAGCUGAUUGUCAUGUCCGCUACUCUGAGAGUGGAGGACUUCUUGGAGAACUCGAGGCUGUUCAAAGUGAAGCCACCGCUGGUCAAAGUCGACUCCAGACAGUUUCCUGUUACGAUUCAUUUUAAUAGAAGAACUAGUCAUAAUUAUGUGGUGGAUUCCAUCAAGAAGGCUGUGAAGAUUCAUACGAAACUGCCGGAGGGGGGCAUUCUGAUUUUUCUUACCGGACAGCAUGAGGUUAAUACUGUUGUUAGGAAGCUGAGGAAAACCUUUCCGUAUAGGAAGAAGACUUGGGAGAAGUGUGAAAAUAAACUAUCUAGGAAUGAAGCGGAAGGGAAGACGAAACCUAAAAAGUCGUGCAAGCCUUCGGAGGAUAACGAAGGCGAGGAAGAAAAUCAGGAUUCAGAUGAGGCACCAGACUCCGACGAAGACUUCCACCCUAAAUCUGCCUUGAACCGUCUCAAACACAAGUUAAAAUCCCUCCCAAACGACCUGCCCACCAUAAACCUGGACAACUACUCGUCCAUCCCCACGGACGACACCCAGGAGGAUCUCUUCUCCGAAGAGGACGAUGACCCUGACGUUCAGCUGGACGAGGACGAAGAAGACGACGAUUUUGUUCUAGACCUGCACGAUGUCAGUACCUCGCAGCCCCUCUGGGUUCUGCCUCUGUACUCCCUCCUGCCGGCUCAUAAGCAGGCCAGAGUCUUCCAGAAAGUUCCCGAGGGCUGCAGACUGUGCGUUGUAUCGACUAAUGUUGCUGAGACCUCGCUGACCAUUCCCAAUAUUAAAUACGUGGUGGACAGCGGUCGCUGCAAGACUAGAAUGUAUGACAAAGUCACUGGUGUCAGCACAUUUAAGGUAACUUACACCAGCCAAGCUGGAGCCAAUCAGAGAGCUGGCAGGGCUGGAAGGAUGGGCCCUGGCCACUGCUAUCGACUCUACUCUUCAGCAGUUUUUAAUGAUCAGUUCGAGAAAUUUUCGGUGCCGGAGAUCCAAAGGAAACCCGUCGAUGAUCUCUUGCUCCAGAUGAAGGUUAUGAACAUUGUGAAGGUGGUAAAUUUCCCGUUUCCGUCUCCUCCUGACGCGACUCAGCUGAUAACAGCAGAGAAACGACUGAGGAUUCUGGGGGCUCUAGAGGAUCAUCCGACGAAUGUCAAAGAUUAUUCAGCUAAAGUUACGAAACUUGGAAAGAGCAUCUCUGCAUUCCCGGUGGCUCCGCGCUUUGGGAAAAUGCUGGCUAUUUCCCAACAAGAGAAUCUCCUCAAGUUCACCAUUUGCAUGGUGUCAGCCCUAUCCGUGCAGGAGCUUCUGAUUGAGGGCAGAGUAGGAAAGACGUCAGAAGACUCCACGGAGAAGACCCAGGGUAAGAGCUGGCUGCAGAUGCGAAGAUUCUGGGCCGGUCGUGGUAACAGUCUCCUCCUGGGUGACCCCAUGGUCCUACUGCGAGCAGUGGGUGCAGCCGAGUACUCGGAGGCCAAUGGAAAGCUUCAAAAAUUCUGCGAAGAUAAUGGGCUGCGCCCGAAGGCCAUUGCAGAAGUGAAAAAACUUCGGCAUCAAUUGACAAACGAAAUCUCCUUGAAUAUCCCCUCGUUGCGAGUGGUCCUAGACCCGCACAUGUCACCCCCAACUGACACCGAGGCGAAGCAGUUGAGGCAGAUUGUUCUCGCGGGGAUGGCAGACCAAGUCGCGAGGAAGAUGUCUCCAGAUGAGAUUAAGGAAGGGGAAGACAAGUCCAAAUUUAGAUUCGCCUACAAGACGAUGGAAAUGGAGGAGCCGGUGUUCAUGCACUCGAGCUGCGUCCUGAGGAAGACAGCCCCUGAGUGGGUAGUGUACCAGGAGAUCUACGAGACGAAUAAGAUCUACAUGAGGGGAGUGACUGCCAUCGAACCGGAGUGGCUCCCCAAGUUCGCUUCUGGAUUGUGCAGGAUGGGAGAGCCGCUGGUGGAGCCUGCCCCCAGGUGGGACGAUGAGACUGGCAAAGUCAUGUGUCAUCUGACAGGGAGCUUUGGAAGGGCCGGGUGGGAAUUGCCUGCUAUGGAGGUGGAGUUUCCAGCUGGCGUGGAGGGCGUCAGGUGGUUUGCUAGGUUUCUGCUCGAGGGGCACGUCUGUGGGAAACUCAAGAGGUUCGUCAAGGUACUCCUGGCGAAUCCCAACAGUGUUAAUAAAUCCUGGGCGAAGCUGCUGCCGAGGACUGAGGCGAUCACCAAGACCUUGUUGGGGAGGGGGGUCAUGAGCAGAGAGAAGCUCCUGGAGGUCUGGCGAGAGGACAGGGGAUUUUUGUUGGAGAGCUACAAGAAGUGGGUGCCUGAGGCUACUCAUGCGGAGGUCACCGCCAUGUGGCCGCCUGUGUGAUUGGCCUCUGGGUCUGAAUAGCGGAGACGGUUAUUGGGGGGUUUAAAAUACUUUAUUGAGGAUCAAGGGAAUGAUAUGGGAAAUUCUCUCGAAAGCAACUAAUAAAUUCUAUUUUUUAUUAUUUGAUUGACAUAAAUCAAAUGUACAAUUGCUUUAUCAUAUUGUAUUUAUCAACGAAUUGAAAAAUUCAUUUUAGAGAAAUGUGUGCGGUACUGAAGACUAGACUUAAACGUUACUUAAUGGAUCGCAAUUCAACAUUUUGUUUUUAACUUUGAGCGAAUGAUUCAUUAGCUGAAUUAAUGACGAAUCUGUUAGUGUGAAAGUGUUGAAAAUUAUGUCACCAUUCACAUUGUGAAUAUAAAUAAAUGCCUAUAAUGUA